Molecule: messenger RNA, 2429 nt
Organism: Culicoides brevitarsis
Lineage: Eukaryota; Metazoa; Arthropoda; Insecta; Diptera; Ceratopogonidae
Product: scavenger receptor class B member 1
Exons: 9
Coding region: 172-1794 (540 amino acids)
Cellular component (GO): cytoplasm; membrane
Molecular function (GO): scavenger receptor activity
Source: RefSeq, a predicted model, not a curated record
GAACAACGACAAAUACAUCGGCGCAGUUUACAGGCAACUCGUGGUUUUGACCGCGGAUUUUCAAUAGUAGACUCGUUAUUUCAAAAACAUCAAGCGGGAAAACGAGCAAGGCCAAGGUCUGUCUUCUUUUUGAUAAUUGGAGGACUAUUACUUAUUGGUACUGCCAUUUUCAUGUCUUUUUAUGAUCCGUAUGACCUCAUUUUUAAAUGGAAAUUGCAAUAUGGAGAAGAUGGUGAAAUAUUUGAUCUUUGGCGAAAGCCACCAGCGGAUAUUUAUACAAAAAUAUAUCUUUUUAACAUUACAAAUGCCGAUGAAUUCAUGGCUGGCAAAGAAAAACUCAAAUUGAAGGAAGUAGGUCCAUACGUGUAUAAGGAACUAUUUACUCAUGACAAUGUUACAUUUAAUAACAAUGGUACGGUUUCUACUACGCCAAGACAUCCACUUGUGUGGCAACCACAUUUGUCUGAAGGAUUUAGCGAAGACGACAUUUUCAUGUUGCCUAACAUUGCUUUGCUGAGUAUCGCCCAAGUUGUAGCCGAUAAAUCGUACUUUGUCCGUCUGCCUAUAAAUUUGGUAAUACGUCAGGCCAAAGAGCGACCAAUUGUGAAAAUGACUGCUCGAGAAUUCAUGUUUGGUUAUGAAACUACCUUGACAACUUUGGGAAAUAAUAUUUUACCGAAUUGGAUCAAAUUUGACAAAGUUGGCCUUAUUGAUAGAAUGUAUGAUUUUUCAGGAGAUUUUGAGACAUUUUUUAGUGGUACAACGAACCCACAGAUUUCUGGAUUAUAUGACACUUAUAGGGGAUCUACAAAUUUGAAUCAUUGGAAUGGCGAAGAAUGUAGUAACAUUCAAUAUGCGUCAGAUGGAGUGAAAUUCAAGAGUUUUGUUCAGCCGAAUGAAACGUUAUUGUUUUUUAGGAAAAGCAUGUGUAGAGCACAAACAUUGGUCCCAACAGGAAGUACUUCCGUAAUCGGCAAUUUAGCGGCAUCAAAAUACAAGUUUGAAAAAAAUGCACUUGAUAAUGGCGAAAUCAACGAAAAAAACAAAUGUUUUUGUCAAAAUGGUCAAUGUCUUCCUCGAGGCUUAAUUGAUGUUAAUCAUUGUUACUACGGAUUCCCCAUAGCUCUUUCAUAUCCACAUUUCUUGGAUGCCGACGAAAAACUCUUAAAUAUGACCGAAGGGUUGUUUCCUGAUUUGAAAAAACACGACAGUUAUUUCAUGAUCAACCGGCAAUCUGGUCUGCCCCUCGAUAUAUCAGUCAAAUUUCAAAUUAAUAUGGCUAUGCAUGAUGUUGGAAACAUGGCGAAUGUAGAUCGCUUUUCACAUCUUGUCAUACCAAUGCUUUGGUUUGAAAUUUCCAUGCCCGGUCUUCCACAGGAUCUUCAGAACCGUUUCGUUUUCUACCUAAACAUCCUUCCGUGGAUCGUGAAAUUCAGUCAUUGGGGCUGUUAUAUCUUGGGAGCCCUUCUAAUUCUCUUCGCAACAUUCAAAGCUAGUCUCAAAUUAAACCAUAACCUCAAACGAGCACAUAAUGUUCAUCAUGCAAUAUCAUUUGCUAAUGGGGGAAAUAUUUAUUUGACAAGUGAGACUACUGCAAAUCGGGACAGUGAAAUGCAAAGUAUUAUUGAAGAAGAUAACUAUGAAAAAUUUGAUCAAACCCCAGAGAGAAAGACAUCUUUAAAGAGCUGUUUAACUAUCGACCACAACCUAGAUGACACAAAUUAUUCGACUGAACUCAAAAUAACUGAGGACGAACCAGUGCCAUUAUGGUAUAAAGUAGGAGAGCCACAUUGAAGAACUGUUGUCGGUGCACAUUGAUUUUUUGUGUGCUCACUUCGAAUUUACAAAGUUGCUCAAUUUUACGUGCUGUAUAUGUAGAUUAUUAAGUUUUAUCAAAAAAGAAAUUUUUUAUCUUUUUAAAAAUUUUAAUUUAUUCGAAAGUUAAUUAAUACCUAAUAGUUAAUUAAUAUUUAAUUAAAAAUUUAAGUUUUCAGAUUUCCCUUUCAGCAACGAUAUUAUUUUCCAUUAAUGUACGUGUUCCAUAUGGAAGGUAGAAUUUGUUGUUAAAAGACAAUCCUUUAACUGUGAUUCUAUGAAAAUAUUUAUUAAAAAAAAACAUAAAUAAUACCUAAAUUAAUAAAAAAAAAUCUGUAAGUGGCAAAUUUAAUUAUGCUUCGUCGAACCUGCAAAAUAUAUAUUUGUAAGUCAAUAGAAAAGGCUUAAAGUAAUAGGAGGAACAAGGAACUAAAUAAAAAUGGUAGGCGGGAUUAAAUAAAUCUUAAAUAUCACCUAUUAAUAAUUUAUUGAAAACUUAAUUUUAAAGCAUUUUUAUAUGAAAGUACUAUGGAAAUUCGGCUGCGAUAGAAUAAGUUUUGUACCAUGAGAUGUUUAGCAUUUUAGAAAAUAGAACAUUGUAAUAAAUAUAUAAA